UUUUAGCAUUCACAAUUUCAGCUAUUUUUUUUCCACGUGUGACAACUGGGAAACCCAAAACUAGACAGAAUAGUCCUGAUAAGGCUGAACAGAUGGAAGAGUCAGUUUCUUUGACCUGUUUUCUACUUUCUUGGUUAUUAUGUAGUUAACCUUCACUGCAAGGAUGCACUAAUGGAACAUCUUCAGCUUUUGUCCACCACUAUCUUUUAAAAGCUACUUGUUACUGCUCUACAGAGUUACUCUAUUAUAGUCGCAGGGCUUUUCACUUGUCUUAGGCAUGAAGUUAUGGAAUGACUCUUGGCCAGGUUUUCCCAGAAGCCUUUUAUUAAAUACUUGUAGAAAAAAAAUAGUUUAGAAAAGUCAUCUGGAGGUCAUCUUGACCAACUCUCUGUUUCAAGCAGGGCUAUCUUCAAAGCUAGAUCAGGGUGUAGUCUAGUUGAAUUUUGAGUAUCUCAAAACUAAUAAGAUAAAACUCAAAUCAAAUGUCUAUGACAUUAUAAUAGCUUAAUUACUUCAAGGAGGGAAGAAGGUCAAUUUAUAGGCCAGCUGGUCUCAUCCUGAUCAAGAAAAUCUAUUUAAAAUUGAGCCAAUUACAUGUUGGAAACAAAGAAGGUGUACUUGCACAGUAGCUCUACAAGGAUGUUAACUCUUCUGAUUGACACCUUCCAAGACUACUGAAAAGCUGGUUUGGAUUGUCUCUCAGUGUACCAAGAAAAAAAAAAAAAAAGUAGUAUGUUUUCUAAUUUUUAGCCUUAUUUCUAGUGAAGUUUGCUUUAUUAAAAUUAGAUACAAUCAGAUAUAAUCUCUGGGGUGAAGAAAGGAAACAGAUUUGUGAAGCAUCAUCUGCUGGGCUUUGUCACCCCAGGAGGGAAGUAGGAAGAAUGCGUGGUAAGAGAUUUGUCUUGUAUGUUAUUAUUCAUCAAAAGUGUUCAAGUAUUAGUGCUAUGUUAAUGAAGUAUUCUUGAAUAGUCUGACAGAUCUCAUGAUAAACUCCUUAAAAAAAAAACAAAACAUCAAUAAAACUGGGAGGGUGUCAAUUGGCUAAUUAGCUAAUAAUCAAUAUUCAUCAGCAGUAGCUGUGACAAGAUGGCAGACAGAUACUAGGCUUUGUUCAAGGCCUGGGUGCUUUGUUGGCUCAAGUCUAGGGGAAGAUAUUGUUAAAACCAUUAUAACAGUGUUGUGAGACAAGAGUUAGUGGAAAGCAACAGCAUCCUGAUAGUGACGUUAAUCUAAACCGAGUACUCAAAAAUAUUUUCUCCUACAUAAAGUAUUAUGAAAGAGUUUGUUCUCACAAUUAGUAACUUUUCCUAAAGUGGGGAUUAGAAAGGGAAGAUAUGAAAUGCCCUGGAUGGAACCUGUAAUUCCGAAGUCUCCAAGAAGAUCUAAUUCAGAGGAACCUUAGUACAGCAAAGUCCUUUUCUUGGCAGUGUCCAAUACCAUCUCCUCUGCAGAAUUACGUGGUUCCAGGGAGCAGAAGGAAACCAUUAGAUCUGUGUUUCUGUGUUACCCAUUUGGAAGAAAGAUGGAACCAGCAACCUGAGGUUCAGCAUAUUAUUCUCAUUUGAGUGCACAGACAAACCACAGUGAAGGAACUAGAAAUAAAGAGACCUAGGGCACUCCUACUUCUAGACUACUUCAAGCAACUCAUAAAACUCCUCUGCCUCUGUUUCUGUUCUACUUUGUCAAGAUAUCCUCAUCUCUUUAGAGGUACCCCCACCUCACGUAAGCCUGCGAACCAUGUGAACAUUUAUUGAAAAACAAACAAAUAAAUAAAUAAGAUUUUCCCUUGACUGUGCCCUCUUUCCUUAUAUCAUUAGUUUUGACAUUCCUAGUCAUAGUCUUGUAAUCAUAUUUUAAUUGUCUAAUACUAUAUCCCAUUUAAUUAUCUAAAUCUCUUCAUAACAAAAAGUCAUUUGAAAGGCUUCCUUGGUAUGUUGGAUAUGAAGGGAACAAGCUGUACACUAUCCAUUAUGUUAGCAAACAAAUGAGAUUGAAGUAUGUGAUCUGCAUACUCAUAAAGAGUCCUUCUUUCCAAUGUCAGUGUCUGCUUUGCAUUACAUUGUAUCUCCUGUGGCAAAUUGUUUUCUUCUCUAGAUGGUAGUGUGUUGACUUCCAAUUAGGAGUAUAUGCUAUUACUAAGAAUGUUUAUUUUCUAUACUGAUAUUAGUAAAAUUGUGUUCCAAAACACUGGAGGGCAACAAAGACAAAACUGCAAGCCCAGGAGCAAGUGCAAUACUGAAUGGAUCCGUUGCAAGCUUCUUUCAAUAGUUAAAGUGGGAAGGAAUGUAUGCUGCGGUCUGAACUAUACUGAGCUACUAAAGCAGGAUUGCUAAUCCACAUGAUCACUUAGUAUUUGGCCUAUAGCCUGUAAAGACAUUAGGACUUCUGAUUAUAGUCUAGGACAACUUUCUCUAGUACAUCAUGCUGUUGCAGGGGAAUGGAAAACCAUAGAUUUCCUAUUGCUGCACACUGCAGUAGGAGGAGAGAAAAUUCCUGCAUGUUACUCUGGCUAAUUUAUUUAUUUAUCCACCUUUAUGAGGACUCUACUGGCCAGCAGCAACAGUGAUAUUAACAAUGCUUCAUAUGAACACAUUACCUUUUAUCUGAAGAUCUCCAAGCAUAUGUAAACAGUAAUUAAACUUCAUAACACCCCAAGGAGUUAAAAAGGGUUCACGUCACUCACAUCUAUGACGCAGUUCUGCAGCUGUUUGACUGCGUAUGGUCUUGCUAGUUAUGGACUGAUUUACAGCUAACUGAAGGAGACUGCCAUAACUGAAGUCUGAAGUUGUUUUUUGUUUUUGUUUUGUUUUGUUUUGUUUUUUGUUUGUUUGUUUGUUUUUCCUUCUGUAAAUGGAGGCCUAUACAGGAAAUGGAAAAGCAUUUUCCUAUUGCUUACCUAUGCUACCUUCAUUACUGUGAUAGCAGUAUACAAAUCCCAGACAAAGUCCCCCUGCAGUAAGCAAGUACUCACUGUUAGUCUGAAGAAAGGUAUUUUGCCCCAAUAAGGACUUCAUGUCACUGUACCUUUUCUUAUGAUCUAUAGUAAUUCAAGGCAAAGCUUUCUAUUUUCAUAGGCCAUGAAUAGAUUCAGAUUAUGGAAGGGUCAUAACAAAGCCAAAUCUUUUUUGUUAUUGUAAAUGCAAAGCAAUUUCAGGAAGGUGUUUGCUCUUUUCCAAACUGUAAUUGCACCUGAAGGACACAGAUUGGAACAUGAUGUAUUACCUAUUGGCUACACGAUCCACUAUUAGAAGAUGGAAAGUUGAAUCGUUCAAUUUCUGGUUCCUAUAAAUAUGUGCUCUAUUUGGUUUCCAGAUCAUUGGGUGCUGACAUACCACAUCACUGGAGGAGGAAAGAAGAUUUUGCAUCCUCAAUUUGUAUUGCUAUUAUAAGUACUUUUGUAGUCACUGUAGAGGGAAUUGGAACCUGAAGAGCUUGCAAUCUGCAUGUUAUAUAGGAUUAAAUGCUUUGCAGGCAUAGGCAGAAUAAAGGUAGGAGUAGGCAAAAUGGGAAUAAAGUGGAGAAAAGUGGUUAGAGUUACAGAGACAUCCUGGUUUGUCAGUUACCUUUUGAGUACCACAUCAGUGAUUUGCAGGCAUUAUUAGAAUGAAAGACUUUAAGGUGAAAAGGAGUGAAACAGUAGCCAUACAUACUUUGACAGGGAGGUUUCUCCAGGUGUAGGAUUGAGGCAGAAGGGUAUGAAAGCAUGGUGGCAUCACAGAGAGAUUUAGGUAAAACUAAUCUGAAGUAGACAUCUUUGCAGAGGGAAAGUGAGAUUAAUGUCUUCCAGGUGAACAAGAAGAGAGAAUUGUGUCUUUAAACUGUCACAAUCCCCAUAAGGUUGACAGAUUUUGUUGUGUUAUUUCAGAGCAUUUGAAUUUGAACUCAGAAUACACAUGCUUUGCUUCUUCAUUCCAGCAUUCUGAUUACAAGAUCAUCCUCUUUCCUGUACUGUGGACCUUGGUGUGGAUAGUGGAAGAAUAGGUAGGUAGGGUACAGGUAGAGAAAAUGACACUUCUUCUCCAGUCACAAUGGAUGCUCACUGGCAAAUAUUUUCCCUUCGAUAAGAACAGCAGGUCAGAAUUCAUUCUCAGUUCAGUGCUAUUGAUGGUUAUGCUUGGGACUGAAAUGCAAGAGGAAAACUUAAAAAAACAUGAAGCACUUGAGUCUUAAAAGGAGAAGUUUGUAAUGUUUUUGUAUUCCCUUGACUUUGGGUGGACAAACAAGAGACAGUGGCAAUCAUUGCAGACCAGACAGGUAUUGCACUGUAGUCUUAUUAUGAGGAUACUGCACUAGUGGCAGCAGCAAUUCAAUGUAUAUUCUGCCUGUGUGGCUCAUGCAUAUUGUAAACAUUGAGGUCUGGUUUUGUAUACAGGUACCAAGUGCUGUCUGUAUCAGAGGUUUUGAACAAGCUAGUUCAUUCUGUGUGCUUUGUAGAGCUCUAGGACUAGAGUAAUAUUCCUGACAUCCCUUGGGCUGGGAUUCCUCCUUCCACCUUUUUUGCACUGAUUCUGAGCUCAUAAUCAGUGACCCUUUCUAUAGUAAAUGGAGAGAGAGAAGCAAGUCUAGAUGGCAAGUCCUUUCUAUAACUGGCUUCUGAGUUACUGUAGGCAAGCUGGUUCCAUGAGGAUCCUAUUUUUUUGUGCAACUAUUCAUGGAUACUGGAGUCACCAGUUCAGAACUGAGCAUAUAAAGCUAGGUGAGGUAACCCCCAUCCUAAUAUCUAGAUGAAAGCUCAUCUGUUCCACCCUUUCUUUCUUUUGGCUCCUCACUUCAGGCCAAGAUUUCAGCAUGAAAAACUUGUUUUCUCUCACCAUCCCUAAAGACUGCAGUUUUGUGUGUAAAAUACCCUUAUACCCAAUUGAUUAAGAUAUUAUUUGGCUUGUUUCUAGGAGGGUUUUUGAAUAAUUAGAAUCAGCAUUAGGUCACUUCCCCUUACUAGUAAUGGCCCAGGUUUCACACAAUACAAAUUCAAGUCAUGAUGACCAUUCAGUAAAUUUAGAGAUGAAACUCAAAGGUUUCUGAGUUCUCUAGGCCUCUACAUCAUUCAGAAAUGCACUCUUGAAGACAAGGAUAUUUCAGGCUCCUACCACCAAAGUUGAUGCUUUGUAAUAAAAACAUGUAAUGAGAAACUCUUUCUUUAAAGAACUGGUCAAGUAAGUAGGCAAUAACAUACUGACAAAAGGUGGGAAUAGAAAUAAAGAGGACUUAAUCAGAAACCUAUGCAUAGGUAUCUAAUGCCACUGGAGAUGCCUUAGGGAACCUCUGAUAUCCAUGUGGAACUUACAGAUACGGCACAAAAGCUGAAGGAAUCCUUUGCCUUCUGGUGAGCAGGAGGUCAAAUGAGAUACCUUGGGGUAUCCUGAAUGCUAAAAGGUGCCUUUGUGUGGGCAGCCAAAUUGGUUCUUAGAGCUUCUUUAGGUAUAAUAGGAUCUAAUACUGAAGUAGACACAUAUAUGUUGACACCUAAGUUUAGUUAUCUUUAUCUGUAAUUUUAUUGCCCAAUGUCACAAAUAUAAUAGCUUUAGAGUCAGAAAUAGAACACAGUUCUUGCACCCAAACUGGCAGAACAUGGCUGGUAUAGACUCAUUGCCUCUAACUGUAGGUCACCUUCACCACACUCCUGUGAGAUAGGCAAGUUUUCCCUCUGGUUUACAGUUUAGGAACUGAGGCAAAGAGAGGCUGAUGAGCUUUUCUGAGUCCACGGCAUAUACUUCAUAUAUUAUAUGCAGAAGAAUGACACUGAAAAAUCUGUGCUCCAAAAAAAAAUAUGUUUUUUUAAGACUAUGCUGUAAUUUUCCAGUCCUAAGCACAGAGACAGGCUUCUCAGCACUUAUGCCAAAACCUUUAUUUCCUGUUAUCUUCCUGUAAACCUUCCAAGGUCUGUGCAAUUAGCUGCAUGGCGUAGAAGUGAGGCAAUACAGGAACAGAAUUCCUGUGCCAGAAGGAGCUUCUUCCUUCAAGAGUUUCAAUGUACUUAUGGGCUUCUGUUUGUUCAAAAGAGGCAAGAGUUUCGAUUUUUUUUAUGCACAAUAGCUUUGUGGACUAUAGCCAAAUAUACUGAAAAGUUUGGUACAUUUGGAACCACUCAAGGUUUUCACAUAGUGAAAAGUAUAGCAGGCAACAAUUGUCAUGAAAAUAAACUCUUUUAAAAUGAAGUGUUUUACAUCUUCCCCAUCCCUAGAAAUGUUCAAGGCAAGGCUGGAUGUGACUUUGAGCAACCUGGUCUAGUGGCACAUAUCCCUACUCCUGGAAGGGGGGUUGGAACUGGUUGUUAAGGUCCCUUCCAACCAAAACAAUUCUAUGAUUGUAUGAUUCAAUGGUUUUCAGAGUCUUGCAAUGAUGAUUGAUAUCACCUUAAAUCACCUCUAAAAUAUUCUUCAAAAUGAACUUCAUAAUACAGAAAUACAUUUAGCUGUAUUUCUCCAGAAAUAUACACGAGCUGGUAAUUGCAUAUAAACAUAACAAACUGAGUCAUUCAAUUAGUAUUCUGUAGGAAAUUCUAUUACCAUAAAAACAUCUAUUAUUAUGUUACACAUUCUUGCAAGAGUACUCAUAAAAACAGCUGUUACUUAUUUCUGUCACUAGCAAUUGAAUGCUGAUGUGAUAUUAAAAAGUGGAAGGUAGGGUGGGAUUACAUGAAUAUCCCUUGACAAAUCUGCUCAUGAAGAUGCUAUUUCAGAAGUUCAGAGCUUUGUUUGGAUGACAGUCUUGCCAAGUAAUAAGGUAGUACUUCAUCUGCUGGUAGCAUUAACAGUAUGAUCCUGUCUUUCUUGAACUUCUCAUAAUUUUGAUUUUUGAUUAUUUACACACACCAUAUGAGGCAUAUUAUCCCACAGGUAGCUCUAGAUCUUCUUUAGCAAGAGUGUAGAUGUAGACAUGAGCUGAAUUAGAGACUUGAUUUAGGGGGGACUUUCUUUCUGUGCUGGUACAUAUGCACCGUUUGCAUUUAUACCUUAUUGAAGUCUCUCCUUCUCCUGUACCCUUCAUGUCAGAUGAAGCUGGUCAGGAAAGUACCACCUUAUAUGUAUGUUGCAAACCUAGUGCUGUAAGUCAUCCUUCGGACUUCACCUCUGGUCAGGCAUCCGGAAGCAUAAGUUUCAUACAUACAUUUCAUACAUACAUACAUCAGCUAAAUUGCAUAUGAAGUGAAUUUGUUGGCAUUCAAGUCUUCCAAGGGAUAUGCAAGUUUCAGGAGGCAUCUGACCUCCUCAGAUCUUUAAAUGUGUACUGAUAGUUAAGGUUUUGGUGCCUUAGCUGGUCAGAUAUUCUUUAAACCAGCUUGAAACUCCUUCUGCUAUUAUUUGUUGUUUUGUUGACUUCAGCAGGCUGGUGAUAUCACUUGAAGUUGUGUUCCACUGCAGAAAAGAUCUUGUCUUUCACUGUUUUCACUAUCACCCCAUGCCUCCCUGCAAUUUAGAGCUGAUAAAGAAAGUCAAUUUGCUUGUUUAGUAAACUUACCUCAGCCUUUUUUUUUUUUUUUUUUUUAAUUGUUGUUGAUUAUUAAAGUUCCUUGAACAUGGCUUAUACCUUUGUAACACUGGGAAAAUGAAAAUAAAUUGGAUAUCAGGUCUAAGACUUUGAGACUUUUCCACUUUAUACAACUUGGUUUUGACUCUGUGGAUGACUGAAAUAAUAUAAUGAUGGCCUAAAAACUGGAAAAAGUUAAAAAAAAAAAAAAAAAAAGAAAAAAAAAAGGUCUUAAAUUUGGUGUAAUAACUUGGUUAAUAUCAAGAAACAGUUCUCACUUUUUCAAGCAAUUUUAUCUAUAUUGAAAGAAACUUUUUAGGUAGUUAAGUAAUUUUGGUCUUAUUUUACAAGAGAGUUAGCUAAAUGCCCAGAACUAGAAGGAGCAUGGCUAAAAGAGGUGAAGUUAGAACCCAUUAUGUUUUGAAAUCUAGAUGAGUACAAAAGCAUAUCUGUUUCUUAUGAGGUGUAGGUGGGUAAAGCAAAGCACAAAAGCUUGUCAGAUCUGAUAAGCCUCCACUGUGGUGUAAAGAGCAUCAGAAGGAUGUAGCCUGGAUAUCCAGAUCAAACUGAUCCACUUCUCUUUAUCUUUCUCAAGUAUUGAAACAGGUUUUUUGUUAGUGUGUUCUUUUAACAGUUUUGUUCAGAACAAUCAGAAGACUAAACAACAAACACUGUAUUGGGUAGAACCUCUCAGAACUAUUUUACUGAUGGUAUUAAUAUUGAUAACUAAUUUGUGGAAAACACCAAUGUAGUGUGAAAGAAAUUUGUAGGUUUUAAAAUAGGUAGAAUAUGCAAUCUUUUAAAUCUCAGAUUGACUUGCCUGAACUGACUGUCGUAUAUUAUACAUAACUGAAUUGCUUUUACUAUGCCAGCAAUACAUAUUCCUACAACACCUUUUCUUCUUGACCAGUCACUGAAUGAAAAACUCAAUUCACUUUGGCAUUCAGAGCUCCCUUAAUACUUCUGCAGUGAAAGAGUUAUAUUUUUUUUCUGUUUCAUGAAACUGAAAGCCACGAGGCUAUGUUCCCCAUAGACUUGCUCUGACAGUUGUACUGAAAUCCAUCAAAGGCCACCCAUCAUAGAAGUGCACAAAGUACCAUGUUAUUGAUGCAAUCUGUCCAUCUGCCAGUCAUGCUAAUGAACAUCUGCAAUAGUACCAUUGGGAAUACUUCAGGAACAGGACAAGUUUGAAAAAAUGAAAUACACUUCAUGGUAGUUUUUGGAAGAACUCAUUUCAGCUUACAUCAGUAAUAUCAUACUUUGCCUCAAAUGAAGUGCACUUGUGAAAAUUCAUUUAGAUUAUGUUUUUGUUUGUUUAUUUGUUUGUUUGUUUUCCAGUGUAGAAAGGUUUGAUGGAAACCUGUGUGAUUCUGUGAUUCUGUGAUUCUGUGAAAAUUUUGUGUCUGUAUUCCUGAGUUUUAUACUACCAUAUAAAUAUCUUCUCAGCAAACAUUACUUAAAAUUACUAGAAAACAGUAAUAAAAUAUUCUCAUCUAUACAUAAUAACAGAUGGAAAAGGCUUGUCUAAUUUACUGACUCACACAGAUAAAUCACCCAAACCUUUUAAGAAUUUGGGCACCAAAACUUUAGAAAUGAAUUUUAUUGGCAAAAGUGAAAUUAAAAACUCUGAGAAAGGAUAUUUAUGGAAAAUUAUGAAAAACAAAAAAGCAAGCAAACAAACAAACAAAAAACCACAAACAAACAACAACAACAACAACAACAAAAAAACGGCAUGUAGACUGUUGUGUCCUUGAACCUGAAGCAAUGACAACUUGGAUAAAAAUAAAAAAAUAAACAAACCAUGAUACUAAAGGUUAGUCCAACUUUCUCCUAAUCUGGGUUACCCUUCUGAUACCUCCAACCUCAAAGCCCACAUCCUAAAUCACCUUUUCUAAAGGUGAUUAAUCUCCCUUAUAAUUUCCAUGUCAUGAAGCAUAUUAGUUGUCCAACAGCAUUAACAGAGGGAUGUGUUUGGAUCAAAACCUCCUAUCACAUGAUAUUUCUAAUUAUCCCAUUGUCAAAAGCUAAUCUUCAGUGUUUUGCCCUUCAGAAGUGCUUAUGACUUAUCUGGUAACUGACAAAAUGCAGUGGAACUGCAUUAUAAUGCUACUCUCUUUUUUUCAGAGUUCUGCUAAUAAACCAUGUCCACUGGAAAAAUAACAGGGAAUGUAUGCACCCCAGAUGCAGGUACACCUCAGAUGACCAAGCAGAACCACAGAGCAUGGCAUUGCACUGCUUAUUGGUGGGAUAGAGCCUGAGUGCUGUCUCAGCAUUGGUAUUUCCACAGAGGAAUGAAUCACAUAAAUCACAAUUACUGAUUUAAGCCAGUGCCAUUUAAGGCUCUCUGUAUUGUUCCUUGGUAUGACUGCCGAAGAUCACAGAUAGGAAAACUUGGUAUCACUGUCAAACUCAAUAAUUUUUCAUGUUUGUUUAAAAUCAGCAAAUGUGACUACCCAGAGCUUGGAUAUAAGGGGACAAUUCCCCCUGAAUUUGCUCUCCUUUCCUUGAGUGAAUGAAUAAAUGAGUGAGUGGGUGUGUGUUCCUACCAUUCUCUGCUUUCUCUUUUUGUGGUCUUGACUGAAUUUGAGCACAAAAAAUGAAAACUAAUGGCUACCUGUGAUGGGCUGAAGCAAUGCUCCAAACAGACUGUUUUUCAGGUAUUGUCCAACAGACUGUUUUCCAGAGUAUUGUCUAGGCAUGAUUCUUCAUUUUCUACUGUUUGAAAAGCUGUCAUGUCAUGUCCUGAAGAAAUCUGCAGAAGAAAUGCUGGUCUGGCUCCCACAUGAAGAUUUGGCUAGGCUCCCAAGUGUGAGACUAAAGCUUCUUGUUUUGCUGUCUGCUGCAUGUACCCAGAGUGACAGGAAAACUGGUGAUAUGCUGGGGACACCCUGAAGAAAGGGAGACUUAAGCCAUCUGAACUGGUGGGAACUUGUGAUGGCUUCAACUUUGCAGAAAACUCAAGAAUUCUACAACUGGAUCCUUGAAAGUGGAGAUCCAAGGACAGACCCAUGGCCUCUGGUCCACUCUCCACUGCCAGUUACACUCCUUUUUGCCUUCUACCUCCUUGUUGUGGCACUGGGGCCCUUCUACAUGCGUAACCAGAAACCGCUGAAGCUGCGAGGUCUGCUGGUCGCCUACAAUCUAUCCAUGAUGAUGCUAUCAAGUUACAUGUUUUAUGAGUUUCUGAUAACUUCAGUCUUGGAUGACUACAGCUACCUGUGCCAGCCGGUGGAUUAUAGCCAAAGUGAACUAGGAAUGAGGAUGGCAAGAGUGUGUUGGUGGUUCUUCUUCUCCAAAGUCAUCGAACUGCUUGAUACGGUUUUCAUUAUUCUGCGCAAGAAACAAGAACAGGUGACUUUUCUGCAUGUGUAUCAUCAUGGCACUAUGCUGUUCAAUUGGUGGUCAGGGGUGAAAUACGUGCCUGGAGGACAAGCUUUCUUUAUUGGGAUGCUAAACUCCUUUGUACACAUCUUCAUGUACGGCUAUUAUGCCCUGGCCAGCCUGGGACCACAGAUGCACUGUUACCUGUGGUGGAAACGUUACCUAACCAUCAUGCAGCUGGUCUUUGUGCUUGCUGUUUAUGGAAACCACCAUGUCCUUAGGUUUCCUAAUGUAUCAGUAAUAGAGGUGAAUUGGAUGAUUACCGGCUCUAAAUGGUACUCUCAGGAAACUACCAAGAGGCCUUCAGUGACUGCAUUAGCUUCCAACACUUAUCCCUCUUCUGCUUUAUGUGGCAACCUUUUCACCCUGCGGAACCCGAAAAACAGCUUGAUCUUGAGAGUGCCAGUUUGUGGCCAUCGCUGUUCAUUCUUCCUACAACCUCUUCACAGAAUGCCCGUUCCCUGAUGGUUUCAACAUUGCAGUCUUCCUUUACAUUCUCAGCCUCAUUGCUCUCUUCCUACACUACUACUAUUGGACGUACACUAGGGGAAAGAAGAAGAAGCUAACUUAAAGAAAACCAAAGAGGAGAGUGAGCCUAUUUGCAAAUUCUCUGCUGCUUCUGUCAUGAUUGCAUGAAGGAAAACGUAUCUGGGGAGUGUAUGUGAGGCUCGUGUGUGCAAACCCUUGGUUGCCUUCAAAUAUUUUGAGUUAGGAAGAGAAAAAGAACAACAUAAACUCAAGAGUUAAGAUAUUAAUGGGCACACUUACUUGAAGCUGGUACAAAGCCAAGCCACGUAGUCAUCAAUACAGAAGUCUUUGUGAAAUUAGCACCAGAAGAGCUCCACUUUCCGUUCCAUCUGUCAGCAUGGUUUGCAAAGUCUAUCAUUCAACUAUGAGUCCUUGACUCAUUUCUGUAGAGUUUCUUUCCAUUCAUAAGACCAUCUCAGCUUACCGUUGUAGACCAGGCAGGCUCAGGUACCUCCAGCCUCAAAGCAGUGUCCAUGUGACAGCAGCAGCCAGGAAUUACUGUAACUGUGGGAUGCACUCACCUGUACACUUCACCCCAGCCUUUCCUAUUGAGGAAACUUCCAGUAGGACUGGGAUGAAUUACAGCUAUAUGGCCCUUAUGGUUUCACUUUAUGUUAGAGUAACCGUGAAGGAAACUGGAUAUUACUUUGCCCAACUGAACAGCUGCCUCUGUUCUUUCACUAUUCUGAAGCUAAAGACGGCAUUAUUGUCUCUAAUAUGUCACACAAGCCUUUCCAUCCUGACUAGGAAACUAAUGUAGUAAGAAUCAUAAUGUAACACUUUCUGGAAUGCUGGAAUUCUUAUUUGCCUUUUGUUGCUUUCAUAUCAAUAGAGAAGUUUUCAUGCAUGAGGACUAUUUGGUAUUGCUUGCUAUAGAUGCCAUAUUUUUGGUUAGGAAGAAUAAAUUAAGGCUCUCCAUUGAUAACUUUUUUCUCCCAUUUGUUAUUACUAUUAUUAUUUCAAACUUUUGCCUCUUAUCAAAGAUGAAAAGUUUUCCACCACCUUAAGCAAUAUCUUUCAUACCAAACUGUAUGAGCAUUAAUACAAAAUUUAUGAAGUCAAUUCACUGGCUAGUGCAAAACUACAUAGCUCCGGUGAAUUUGUUGAUUCACUUGUUGGUUCCUUUUUUGCUCCUAAAUCAAUUAGAACUAGAGUUUGGCACUUCCGUUCAUCCAUAGACAGUUAAGUAAUGUUAAAAAUUUGGUCUUGAAAAUCUAAAAUUCAGAUUUUAAACUAUGUAGUUGUAUUUAUUUAUUCCGUUCUACCUUUUUAAUUAAAAAUAGUGAUUUAAAAGUAGUGAUUUUUUUUUUUCACAGUUGAAAUGCAAAGUUCUUAAAAGCCAAAUUCACAUUAAAUUUAAACAGUCUAUAUUUUAUGGGAAAGUCCAGGAGAGUAAUCUACUGUCUAAAUGAGUGCAUAUGAAAAAAAAAAAAUGCACAUCUUACAUCAAUUUGGAACUUACUAGAUAUCCAAAAUAAACGCUACUUGUUCAUCACUGAUUUGUGUGCAUAUGCCAAACUUUUCCCUCAGCUGCUACAUUCACAUUUAUAAGAUAAAUUAGUAUUCUUCCAUUCCUUCUUCACACACAAUGAUUCUAUGAUACUACCACAGUGAUACAUUAUAAAUGUAAUUCCAUUGAUUUGAGUAUUCUGAUUUUCAUUGGUGAAUAUGAAAAGCAAAUCAGGCCUUAUUUCAAUCUGUGUUAGCUGUUCUUCCUGCCAAAUAUUUCUCUCUGCUACUUGUUAUAUGAAUUAUGCUGCUUUUCCAUAAUAUAAUGCAACUGUUGUUAGAGCUUUAAAUGAUAAACCUCUGGGUGAGUCCUUGGUUCUCUUUGUUUGGUGAAGCAGGAAAAAUAAAUCUUCUGUGUAUCUAGCACACUGUAUUCACAGUCAAGGUUUCCCAAGGGGCCUCUCCAGCACUUACAUAUAUAUAUAUAUAUAACUUUUUAUUGUUGUUUUAAGCAGUGCAUGGAGAUUAAUUUGUGUAUGACAGAGAUUACUGCAAUGGAUUCUAGACUGUGACUGGCAGCAUAGUUAAUGACAAAAUGCAAAGGAAUGAGUUUGCCACCUGCUAUCUUGUUAUAAGUGACCAAGUACCUAACACACAUCACUGUAACUGUUUGUCCUAGACAAGUAACCUCUGAUCUAUCUAUACCUGUCCUUCCUCCUUACCCUGGUUGAGCGGCCUGAUCUUGCACUUCUGAACUGGUAGAAACAUUUUGUCAACGUGACUUCAGUGGGCAUAGGAUGAAAAUUAAGUUAUUUUCAUUUAGGUGAUAAGGAAGGAUUAAGUUUGCCCAGAAACAUCCUGCUUUGCAUACUUAAAUAGAUGUUUAUGUAGAGCACAACAAUUGCAAAAGCAUCAACACAAAAUUCACUUGUGAGACUACUUGCUUUAACAGGGAAGAUAAAGUUGCAUAGGUGUAACCUUCUGCCUCUUCAGGUCAUGAUUCUUUCCUCUUUUAGACUGCAUUCCUUUGUCUUCAUUCUUCUAUUUUAAAUUGGGAUAUCCGAGUUGGUACUGUCCACUUCCUGUUGUGACAAAAGCAAAAAGCUGAGAGUACAGGUACACACUUCUGGAAUUUAAAAGAGAAUAAAGGCAAAGAAUGAGAUUUCCCCUCUAAGCUAAGUCCCUAGAGUUAAAAGAUUACAUCACAGUAAUGCACUGUAAGUCACAAGGGCUGGAAAUUACAAAUUGCAAGUUUGGAUGAUUCAUACUGUCUGGCAGAGUCCAACACUUUGAGACUGAAUUGAAGAUAUCCUGUUGCAGCUGGAUUUAUGCAAACGUUUGGGCCAAAUGCUGAUCCCACCAAUAUCAAUGACAAAGCCUGCAGACUUCGCUGGAAACAAGAUGGCACAGCUGUGUGAAAAACAAUGCACUCAGCUACAUGGUGUCGUUUUGGUGUGAGCAGACUCAAGUGCUAUUCAAGCUCAAUGGAUGACUUCCAAGGGCACAGUUGUGUGCAGGCGUAUCCCUUGUAAAAUGUGGGUCAUUAUACCUCCUUGGAGUAGUUUGCACUCACAAAAUUAAAGCAUAAUGUAAGUAGUCUGUUUAAAUGAAUAAGCCUGAUAGCUGGUAGUGUUCAACAUCUUUUCUACUGUUCAAGUCAAUGUAAAUUAUGGAUGUUUUGAUGAAAUUACUUUCAAAUUAACCUGAUCACUUACUCAGUGCUUACUUUCUCUUGGAAGAUAAAUGAGAGGGAUUCUAAUUUUAAUCAAAACAAAAUACACACACAAAAAAAUUAAUUGCUAUUUAUUUUUUUUCCAUUAGUGUGUGAUGGAAUGUUUCCAGAAUUUAUGUUUAAAAUUGCAUAACAAUAUAAAAGUCUGGAACAUGAUUGGGUUUUAACUAUUGGAGUAUUUCUGGAUGCUAUCAGAAAAUAAGUCAGUAUAUAUUAAAAAAAAAGAAAAGAAAGAAAAAGCAGAAUUACUCUAAACAAUCAAUUAAGCAAAAGCAGGAUGCCUCAGAUUGCUUUGUACAAUAAAUAAACAUCUGUUGAUGCAGAUACAAGACAUCUCCACGCUAAGUAUUUAAAAAAUAAAUAAAUAAAUUAGCUGAUACUAUAUAUAGAAGAGGGUGAAUUUGUUGAAUUCAUUAAUGAAUAACUUCAUGGAUUAGGCCUUGAUAAAUGAAGUGCUCGCAUCCAGAUGUUUAGUGUGAUUUGUCAAUGGCCUUGUAUUUAAUCCUCCUGAACAGGAAAUAAGUCUUUUCUCUGGGGUCUCCCUUGGGGACUGUGGCAGUCUCUCUGUCAUACACUCUCUCUCUGGCCUGAAUCAUCACAACAGAGGAUCAGGCUGCUGGGGAAUUAACCAAUUGGAGGAGGAUCAGAUUUGCCUUUAACCCUUUGAUUUCUUCUCAGCUUUGGAUGGCCUUCUCACCAUAUGACGUGAUGGUAAUGUUAUUUGGUCAAUACAUGGAGAUAAAAAAGUGGAGUUCCCAUGUUGUCCCACAAGGUGUAUUUGUGGGAUCCCUGUCCCCACAAAAUGUGUUGAAGCUCACACGCCUGGUUCCACCACCACUGAAGGCUGGGGCUGUGGGCAGAUCAAGCCUGUGGAGGCUGGUGGAUGUGUAUCCACAUCUCAGAACUGUAUAUUAAUUUUUGGGAUGCUGCUGCUCCACAGCUGCUGUCAGUGAUAGAGUUGGCCCAGGAGUGCUUGUGAAAGGGAAGGGUAUCUCCAAGGUGCCUCCAGCCAAGUAUGCCAGAACAUGCAUAGCACAUGUGUGUCUGCGUAUGGGUAGAUUAAUGCAGCAUCUGCAGACUGCCUCCAUUUCUGAUCUCUCUACAUAUGAAACCCCCACAUAGGGCAGGUCAUUCAUUUCUCAGGAAGGCACCAUCCUGCAGUGUGGGAGCAUCCUACUGAACGACAGCUCCCAGAAGCUACUCCUGCUGCGUAAUAGCAUGGGUGCUACUCAUCAGCCCAUGACAGCUUGGGUCAGCCAGCUGCAUCUAUCUCAGUACCUCAUAGGAGGGAAAGGCCAGAGCUAGUAUGAAUACACAUCAUAUGCAGGCCACACUGAUGAGGUAAAGAAAUUACAGACAUCUCAUGUGUGGUGCACAUGAUUAAACAGAUCAGAGCAUAGUUAUGUGUAAUUCAGGUCCCUUGCAGGAUGCUGUGCAAGGCAAAAUGAUAAGGUCCUUCUUUUAUCCCCAUGGAGACCUUGGUAAGGGGGCGCUGGGAAUCUCACCUUUAGGGAGAAGAUGGAAAAUCUCUAUUUUGGACAGAGUUUCUUCUGCAAAGCUUGUGUGUGCCUCUCAUAGGAACUAGUUGGUAAAGCAGGGAAUCUUGGAAGAGUCACACACUAGAUGGGAGAGGCGAAGCAACACUAGCAUCACCUAAUUUAGAGGGGAUGACAACAGGCAUCAUGACUGGAUUAGGAUAACUGAGUGGCAGUGGGAACUUCAUGGAAUGGUAAAUUUGGUUGUGGAUGUGCUGGAAUGUAUGGGACUGACUGCACAUGUGCAUGUGUUUAGGGUAAAAAAAAAAAAGUUUUUUUUUGUUAACUCACCAGUAGAGAGAGAACUAAAUUCUUUGUCAGAGAAUACCUGGUUAUAACAUCAGUAGCACAGCACUUGAUAUGUCCCACUAGUCUUGUGUCAUAUUUUCUCUCAAUAUUUUUGCUUUUUGCUGUUUGGGCUGUUCUUCAAGAAAGUGUUUGUAGUCAUUUCAUCACAGUGAGAAAAUUAGGAAUGCUUAUUUAGCAUUGCCCUUUGAAAUUUGCUGAUUGAAGUAGAUGUUUCUUCCCCUUUAACAUUAUCCUCCCACUUUCUCUUCACCCUUUCCUCCCCUCUUCCCUUGUACCCACAUAUACAGACAGCAUCCUAAAUUGUCAGAAUUGUUAGAGCUGCGAAGAAUGUAAAUAUAUUCUACUUAAGCUAAACAGAGUAGCUGUGUUUUCCUGCUAUAUCAAUUAAUAAUGUACAUUUUCUUCAUCAGGUUUUCAGUAAGGCUUUCAGUAAGAUGAAAGUGAGCAAGUCUGUCUUUUUCUUAGCACUUCAGUAUAAUCCCAUCUGCUUGCAAACUCAGGAUGUGAACACUGCAACGCAAUGUUGAAAAGGGCUGGAAACUUGGUCUUUAAACAGGGUAGCAUAAUUCAGCGUAAUCUCUCCCAGGCAUCGUUGAAGUGCAGCUCCCUCUUGUUGAUGAAGGAAUGGGAGAAUGGAUACAUCAGUCUGAGAAGCGGCAAGAAGCAGCCCUUUUUUUCUGCCCACAGAGUCAUCCCUCCUGGGCUGAAUCCCCCAAAAGGCUGUCUGCCAUAACACUGAAGAUACUGAGUAGGGAAAUUUUUGAAAGUAUCUCUCGGAGUGGGAGGUGAAAUGUAGGAACAGGACUGAGAAUGGAUGUGGGUUUCUCUGAGGGAUGCUUGAAAGCGUGAGAAAGGGUUAGCAUGCAUAUGUCCCUCUAGGUGGUUGGUUUGGUUGUGGGAACCUGCAGACACUGGUCUCAUGCAAUGACAGGUCAUGUAAACUGAAGGUGAUUGCACGGAAAGGCUAAAUAUUACCCUUGUGGGGUGAGUUCCCUGAAAGGGGGGUUUGCAGAUGGAGAAAGGGCAGGUAUUUAUGUUUGAACACAUGCAGGAACAGCACACUGAAUGAAAAACCUAUAGAGUUGAGGGAACAAACACAGGUGCUGUCAAGUCAUCUGGUUUUUGUUGUGUUACUGAUAAUAUUAUUGUGCAGAUGAAAGCACAGCCUGUGCAUCUGUGGAUACCUAUGAUUUGGCCCCAUGAUGGAGACAUAUUCAUUAAGAAGAAUCCAAAGGUGUUUGCUGUGAUGGCCAGGCACUGCAGCUCCUGGAGUGCAAUUUAUUAAUUCCAAUUGGCAUUGCCUCUGGGAGAUCUAUGUGAACCUGUCUAGGGAUGUUUCCUCUUUAAAUAAAAGAUUAGUCCCGAGGCAAGGUUUGGAGGGGAAAUAUCUUGUAUUAGAGGAGCUGACAUAGCUGGAAAAGCAAACUAGUUUCCAGCAUGCAAGACCUUCCUUUGGUUAUCAUCCCUGAUACGCAAUGAUAACAGGUCAGCUGUUAUUUGUCAGGGUACACAGGUAUGCCUGUAUUUAUUGCAGAGUUUUCCAGUUCCAAAGGCUAUUGUAAUACACUUUAGCAGUUUGAUAUAUUCCUAUAAAUCAAAGGCCCAUUAUUUUCAAAGGGCUGCUCUAGAAAACAUAUCUGUAAUUUUGCUUCUAGGAAUUACUCAUGUGAGUAAAGUGAUCUUUUACUUCACCUGCACAAUGGCAUAAUAGGACGGUGAUUCUGUGCUCAGAUCUCAGAGGUACAUUACAGAACAUGACCAUGUCGUAGACAAAUUAUCAUUUGCAAUAAUCAUUCAAAUUAAUCCUGGUUUUCUAUUUUGGUGUGUUUUCUAAUAUCUUUGGGCAUAUUUCAUAUACAGAGGUAAUGGAUUAAAUUAAGUGAAAACCCAUUAAUCCCAGUGAAUCUAAGUAAAGUGUUUGAUUGUCUACGAGUACUACCACAAGGAUUCAAUAAAAAUGUCUCUGCAGUGAUACCACCUGAAAGGCAAAGUGUUUUUUCACUUAAUAUUUCCUACGCUUGGUAUUGUCAGAAACCCAGAAACUCUAGAAGACUAUAUGUAUACAUUUUAAUCCUACACUAUUUGUGUACAUAUUGAGAAUAUUUUCCAGCAGACCUUGCAUAGAAUAGAUAAACUCAUGGUUUGAAUAGAGAAAAUAAGAUCUUAGCAUUGAUUGUAUUACUGAAUUGUAAUUGAAGUCGUCAUAUCAUAUAAAGCUGCUUCAAUUCAUUUUCUCUAAUAAAAUGUGCAUCUAUUGAAACGUA
This is a messenger RNA of Anas platyrhynchos (mallard), 18665 nucleotides long. NCBI's taxonomy places the organism in Eukaryota, Metazoa, Chordata, Aves, Anseriformes, Anatidae. The record is from RefSeq and is a predicted model, not a curated record.